UCUAGCACCUUGGGUCACGCCUCCUUGGCUGGAAGGCGCCUCGCCUUUGAUUGCUUCCAGUCACUGCACAACUUCCUGCCCUGGUGGAGAAGCGGGUCUUGCUCGGGUCGCGCUCACUCCUGGCUUGAGGCUUGAGACUGAGUUCAAACGGUCCUGGGUCUCCAAACCAGGAAGGGUUGGGGGAACAGUGUCUGCGGGGAACCCUUGCGCCCCACGUGAGGGGCCGAGUGUUGGGGUCCUCUCUCCCCUUGCAUCCACAUCCCUCGGGGCUUUGCGUCUCCCCGGGAACCCCUCGCCGGGAGAUGGCUGCGUUGAUGCGGGGCAAGGAUUCGUCCCGCUGCCUACUCCUACUGGCCGCGGUGCUGAUGGUGGAGAGCUCACAGCUGGGCAGCUCGCGGGCCAAACUCAACUCCAUCAAGUCCUCUCUGGGCGGGGAGACGCCUGCUCAGGCCGCCAAUCGAUCUGCGGGCAUAUACCAAGGACUGGCUUUCAGCGGCAGUAAGAAGGGCAAAAACCUGGGGCAGGUAGGAACCCCCUUCCCUCUCCUCCCAAACACACUCUUCAGCCAAGAGAGUCAAGGUCCUGCGCUCCUUGCGCGCGCCGUUUGCCAUUGCGCCUGGCAACACAGCACUAGGGCAGCCAGGUGUGACGCGCUGUGCGGCUGGGGUGCGGUUUCCCGCAGUUGGGUCUGCAUGGGCGCGGGUCUUUGGGUGGUUGCUGGUUCCUGUGCUGCAUGGAGUGGGCGGGCCAGGGUUCUGUUUCACCUUUGCUUUGGGACGUGGGCACGUAUUAAGAUCUAG
This is a messenger RNA of Castor canadensis (American beaver), 800 nucleotides long. The record is from RefSeq and is a predicted model, not a curated record. NCBI's taxonomy places the organism in Eukaryota, Metazoa, Chordata, Mammalia, Rodentia, Castoridae.